AUGGUUUCUCGCACCAGCUUCAUCGAUACCCACCAGAAUCAGCAGAGCAACGGGACCACCAGAUGGCAGUCAACGGCGACCCAGCAGAAUCAUCAAGUUCAUCUUGACUGUCUCGAGGCGAACGUUGAAGAGAACGAUUACACCGUCUAUACCGCUGGCGAUCUGGAGUUCAAGGCCGCAUAG
Messenger RNA from Puccinia triticina, 183 nucleotides. RefSeq lists its product as uncharacterized. The record is from RefSeq and is a predicted model, not a curated record. NCBI's taxonomy places the organism in Eukaryota, Fungi, Basidiomycota, Pucciniomycetes, Pucciniales, Pucciniaceae. The coding region runs from base 1 to 183 and encodes 60 amino acids. The transcript is spliced from 2 exons.